GACCUAAGUCAUGCGUGAGCAUCGACAGCGAAGACGUGGGUGUCACGUGAAAAGGCUUGGUGCAAUGUGUUGACACCGUAUCGGCAUAUUGUCCCACCUGGAAGAAUGGAGCACGACUGGCGGAUGUGACGAAAUAGUUGGCCCAUCGACGCCCGACGCUCAAACGCUUUGUCCCUCGAGAGCGGACGCCGCCGCUGGCCGGAGAAAAAGAGGGCAGCCCGAAGAGGCCGCGAGCGUGAUAAAUGGUGGGAGAGCCUAACACGGAGAAACCUCGGCGGCCUGUCGAGACGCCACUUCUCAUGAAUGCUCACAAGCAGGGCAGUCCCAAAGCCGACGGCAGCCGCGAUGCCGGCGGCGCGUGCGGGCAGGCGGCGCCGGAAGCAGCGGACGUUCCUGCGCCGAAGAAGGACCCAGAUGAGGCGCGGGAUUCGACCCAAGGAGCCGAAAAUGACAGCGACUACCUGUGCGGCGUGGGUAACUACAGGCCGGACUGGCUGCAGAAGUUCGCCACUUCCCGUUACUACGCGCUCGUGUUCGGUUUGCUGGGCAUCUUUCAGGGUGCCUACCGUACGUACCUGGUCGGGACACUGUCUACCGUGGAGAGGCGCUUCUCGCUAUCGAGUCGCGCCUCGGGCAUCAUCAUGAUUGCCGACGACCUGAGUCCCAUCGUGGCCAACCUGGUGAUGAUGGUGUGCCUGAGGCGUACCAGCAAACCUAACUGGGUGGCCGGAGGCAUGCUGUUCUCGCUUCUCGGAGCCGUGUCCAGCUUGCUGCCUUACGUGGUCUACGGUCCGGGCAAGCACCUUCUGGGAGACUUGCCGACCGUGGGUGGCGUCGCCACCCAGACGACCCAGUUCUGCGGCACUUCGGACGACGAGGCGGCAGCGGCAAGUUGCAAAGCGACCAAAGAGGACGCCGCCUCACUCGGGCCUUUGCUAUUCUUCUUCAUGGGUAACUUCUUGAAUGGACUGGGUGGCUCCGCUUACUACGCCAUCGGGACCACUUACAUGGACGACAACGUCAAGAAGAAAAACUCGGCUGUCUACUUCGGCUCAUUGUAUGUCUUCCGUCUCCUGGGACCUGUCUUGGGCUUCACACUGGCCUCGCUUAGCCUAAGCUACCCCGAAGAACUGAAAGGUACGUCCCCGCUUCAGCCUGGCGACCCUCGUUGGAUCGGUGCCUGGUGGUUCGGCUACAUCUUCAUCGGUUUCGGCCUAUUCGUCAGCACACUUCCAAUGCUGUUCUUUCCCAAAAAGAUUCGGUCAAAAGCCGAAGCCAACAAAGGAGACGCGCUGAGCAAGAACACGAGCAUGAAAGCGGACCUCAAAGAGGGAUUGCAGGGACUCGCAAGGUUGGCCCGAAAUCCUGUCUACGUGUUUCGGAUUCUCGCAGCAAUCUCUACCUACAUUGCCCUGGCGGGCUAUUACAUUUCGUUUCCGCGCUACACGGAACACCAGUUCUCUCAGACGGCGUCCAAGGCCAGUCUCAUUGCUGGACCGACUUACAUCUUGUCGAGCGUGGUCGGCGUUGUGCUGGGUGCCGUGUUCGUGCACAAAGUGAAACCGACGCCCCGGGUAGUUGGCAUACAGACUGUUGUCGUGGUGUUCAUCGCAGCAGUUGGCAUUUCUUCUCUCAUGGCAAUAAACUGUGGCUCGAUACAGUACCCCGUGGUUCCAGAUGCGGUCAGCGGAGUGACCAUCCAAAACCAGUGCAGCGACGGAUGCGACUGCUCCACGAGAGUCCAUCGUCCAGUGUGUGACCAAGAGACAGGAACGCAGUACUUCUCGGCGUGCUUUGCAGGCUGUCCGGCCAGCCAGUUCAAUCAGACAGAAUUUCUGGAUUGUCUAUGCCUGCAGUCGGAACAUGGAAUGAAUAAGUUCAACACGGGAAAUGUUUCAAACAGCAAAUGCGAGCAGGACUGCUUUGACGCUAUGAUGAUCUUCGCUGGUGUCAUCUUCGUGAUUCAAGUGGUACUGGGAAGCACACACGUUGGUUCCACUAUCAUCGCGCUAAGGUGCAUAGAACCACGGGAUAAAAGCCUCUCCUUGCUCGUCGUGUCAGCAGUUAUGAACGCAUUCGCUUUUAUCCCGUACCCGCUAAUCUAUGGCGCACUGACGGACGCCUCGUGCAUCGUCUGGGAGGACCGGUGCGGCGAGCGGGGAGCCUGCUGGCUCUACGAUCUGAAGAAACUUCGCUUCCUUAUACACGGUGUCACAACAGCCCUGCUAUUAGCCGGCUGCUUCUUCCAGGCCUGUAUGGCUUAUUACUGCAAGCGCAUCAAGAACUUUUACGACGACGAAGUGGACGACGAAGGCGGCAGCGGUGAAAAGAGUAGUGGUGACGGCGUCCACAUGCCACUCAGGCUGUCCAUCACGGAAGGACCUGAGCCCCACGCGGGAGGUGCUGGAGCAGAGUUCCGCCCGAGGACUCGGACAACGAGCAUCGAUAGCUGGGAGUUUCAAAACUUCAAUCAGCUCACUAACGUGACCAAGUGAAUGCGCACAUGGACAUUUGCAGUUACUCUCCACCAUUCUUUGAGUCAUUAGCACGGACGGUUGUUUUUUUUUCAUUCACAUCGCGUCUCUGUCAUUGUUGUGAAUCACUCAUGGACUUGGAGCGGUCAAUUCAUGAACAUUGCGUCAGCAUCACACGUAAGACAGCUUCUAUUUUUAGUUGCCAAAUCCACCACGGGUAUUAGCUAAGAUGUGGUUGCGUGUCUGGGAACGUUGCGUGAAUACGCAAGGCAAGGAGGUGUAAGCCCGCCCAAUAAACUAUUAAAUAUUA
Messenger RNA from Dermacentor albipictus, 2784 nucleotides. Its product is annotated as solute carrier organic anion transporter family member 74D-like. Gene Ontology annotation, cellular component: plasma membrane. NCBI's taxonomy places the organism in Eukaryota, Metazoa, Arthropoda, Arachnida, Ixodida, Ixodidae. The record is from RefSeq and is a predicted model, not a curated record. Gene Ontology annotation, biological process: sodium-independent organic anion transport; transmembrane transport. Gene Ontology annotation, molecular function: protein binding.